AUGUUGCCUGGUCCAAGAGGGUCAUUCUCCUCUUCCUCCUCUUUCUCAUCCACCGGAGGUCUUCCAAACAUCAACAGACUUGAGCUCCAUGCAGGAGAAUUUGGCAUACAGAUGAAUGAUCAAGAAGUGCAUCAGCAAGAAUAUCCUGAGUAUCACGUCCCGGGUUCAGCAACAUCCUCUGUUGUGCGUGGUCGUCUUCCUCAGGUGACUCCCCCUCCGGCCGGCGAUACUUCUUCAGCUAGUGCAGGACAAGUCGACAUGCCACUUCCACCAGGCCACAGUCCUUCUCCCACAGCGCAGUUGGGAAUGCAGAAUCAACAAGAAACACCUGAACAAAAUCGUCCUGGUCGUCGUGUACCAGGAUCCUCCACGUCUUCUGCUACCCAUGGUCAUCUACCUGGGCUUACUUCUCAUCCGCCUGGCGAUACUCUUUCUCCCACAGGACAAUUGGGCAUUCAGAAUGUCUACAAAACCCCACAGCGUGAUCAUCCAGGCCCUAUUCCUGGCAGUACCGCUUCCUCGGUCAUUCGUUGUUAUCUUGAUGAUGGUACUCCUCCUGUCGCUCGUACUUCUUUUCCGUCAGGACAACCAGCCAUUCGAAAUGUUCACCAGACACCUCAAGAGCAGCUUUUACUCGUCCAUACUCCUUCUCCAGCUAGUGCAGAAGACUUAGACUUGCAAUAUCGCUUUGCAGGCCAUACGCCUUUUCCCACUGCCACAACACAAGUCGACAGGCAAUUUCUUCAUCCAGACUAUACCCCUGUUCCCGGUAGCGCUGAGCAACUGGGCGGGGGAACUCCCCCUCCGUGGGCCUAUCAGCAGCAACCCCCCAGUCGUUUUUCAGAUACCACCCCUUCUUCCGGCGGUGGCGUGCUGCUACCGUCCAGUCAUACAUCCUCUACUGUUGCAGCACCAUCGACCAUGCAGAAUGAUCAAGCCAUGCAUCAGCAGCUUCGCCAUACUCCUACUGGUGCAGGACCAUUGGGCAUGCAGGAUCCUCCAUCGACAGAACAUCCGCUUCCACUCGGUGGUUUUUCUGGUACUUCUCCUGCUUUGUCAUCUGGGGGCGUGCGGCUUCCUUCCGAUUCUACUUCGGCCAAUCAUCAUGCUUCUGCUUUUUGUACUGGUUCGACGACACUCGAAGAUCCAUUUUUGACGCCGCAGCCUGAGGAAACACGUCAGCAGAAUCCGCCUCCACCACCACGACCUCGACAUGUGGAGCUUGAUACAGAACAAUUCGGUAUGCGCCACCCCCACGACGUGUAUGGGCAGCUUCCUAGCGGUCAACGACGGUACCCCUUCAUGAUGGAUAAUCCGUCUGAAUGGACAGGACCUCACAAUGGCUAUGGCCAGCUUCUUGGUGGUACUGCGCCAACUACUGGUAAUCCUGUUCAGCUUCCUCCCCCCGGCGGUCCACAUGCCGCUCAGCAGCAGCAAUUGGGACAAUACGACACGAUGAACAAUGCCACUCUCCCACCAACCAUUGAACAACAUCGGGGACAACAAGAGGAUUCAAGGCUCGGUAGCAAUCUCCAGCCAGUCAUUCAGACGCUGAUGGGCAACCUCCCUAGACCUGAAGACAUCCCUCCUCGCGAGGACACGUGGCAGCGGGUGCACGCCAUCUUUGGAGCGCCUUGGGUGCCCGUGGAGAAGCCCAACGGCGCGAUACGCAUCAUGAGACCUAUGAUCCACUCCUAUGACCCUUGGGUUCCUAUGUACCCACCGCAAAUCACAAUGGCGAUUCGCAAUUUCGAGCGGGGUGGUUUUGAUGUCGCUAUCGCCGCCAGGGCAUAUUCCCAAGCAACUCAGGGGUGUGCCGUCAGAAGAGAGUUUUCUACUGCCGCCGUUGGUGCUGUCGUCACCGCAUAUGGCUUUGCCGCCCUCGCCCGCGACGGCGGCGGCGACGAUGCACGUGCCGCCGUCGAUUGUGCCAUUAUCACUGCAGCACGUCUCGUUCUUGCAGGUAUUGGUGACGCUAGAGGCGAUCCUAGUGCUGCCACCGCUGCCGAUCAUGCCAUCCAUGCUGCCAACGAGCUCACCGCCAGUGCUGAUCGCUCUUAUUUGAGUGCCGGUUGGCGUGGCCUGACAAAUUCUGGUUCUGCAGCCACUUCCUCUUCCUCCGGGGCAGUUUAUGCAUCUGCGGCGGAUUAUGACACUGACGGCGGGGCCCCGGUGCAGCAGCAGGCACGAGAACCACCAGCGGUGAGCACAGGGACGCACAUCAACCAGCCAAUAACACCAAUACAGCAGAGACAGGCAGGGCGAUUUAACGUGGUGCGACGUAACGGGGCCUGGUGUCGCGUUGAUUGA
Exophiala oligosperma is the source of this 2310-nucleotide messenger RNA. RefSeq lists its product as uncharacterized. The record is from RefSeq and is a predicted model, not a curated record. NCBI's taxonomy places the organism in Eukaryota, Fungi, Ascomycota, Eurotiomycetes, Chaetothyriales, Herpotrichiellaceae. The transcript has a single exon. Bases 1 to 2310 code for a protein of 769 amino acids.